Ceratitis capitata (Mediterranean fruit fly) is the source of this 4913-nucleotide messenger RNA. It is a transcript of the gene M6, whose product is annotated as neuronal membrane glycoprotein M6-a. Lineage: Eukaryota; Metazoa; Arthropoda; Insecta; Diptera; Tephritidae. The record is from RefSeq and is a predicted model, not a curated record. Bases 2314 to 3060 code for a protein of 248 amino acids. Gene Ontology annotation, cellular component: plasma membrane. Gene Ontology annotation, biological process: neuron projection development. The transcript is spliced from 5 exons.
ACACGUUCAAUAGAAUUAUAAAUUCAAGAGUCAGCCCAACAAUAUGACAAUAGUGUGUUAAAUUCGUGACUGUGAUAUUAAUUAUAUUUUAUUUUUAUUUUCAAAUCAUACAAAAAGCGCCGCUAUCAAACAUGUUCGUGUUGUAAGUUCGAAAUGAAACAGGUUUUCCUUGCUUCUUCCGUUUCCUUUGCGCACUUCCCCGCAAGUGUUUGUAAUGGUGUCGUUGUUUUCGUUACAAGCACAGCCGGGCCAACUUCCAUUGCUGCUGCUUCAUAAAACGCAACUUGCCGCUGCUUUUGGCCAAUUAUUUUGCUUGUUGGUUGCUGUUGCUGACUUUUGCAUUGCCAGCGCUUGCGACAGUUUGCGUGCGACGCUUGUUGGUGGUGGUAGUUCGUAGCGGCACUUAAUAUUCUGCGGCCGGAUAGGUAAAGUCACUAGCUUUUCGACAUUCGUGAGAGGAAGUUUUAUUUAUCAACAACACUUGAUGAACAAAUGACGAAAGACGCAAGCUUUGCCGCGUUUAAACAGUAAAUAUUUUGUUUUUCGUCUUCAUGCAGCAUUUGGUGGUUGAAAAACGAAAAUUAAAAAAGGCAAAAAAAAUAUUGUGCUAAAUUAAAUGUUGAACAAAUGGUGGUUAGUGGACGGUGCUAAAGAAUGUCAAAGACGUUAAAGUCAAGCAGUUAAGCGACAGUGUAUGUGAUUGUGUUAUGCUUUGUAUGACGAUUGGGAAAUUAGGAGAAUAGAUUAAUUGAGUGCAACGAAUAAAAAAAAAUAAUGAAACAAAUUAAAAUGGCGGCUCAGAAAUAAAGAAAAGAAACAAAGAAGAGUUCGUUUAACGCAGCUGUGCUGAAAUAUUUACAAUUGAUGUACAAAUUUACGUACAUAGAUAUUUCUGUUAAUGCAAUUAUCAAUGCAUUUUUACAAUAAUAAAACCAAAUAUAUUUGUAAUAUUGAAUACCCAUGGAUUACGUAUUGUACAUACAUACGUACAUAUUUCAAUGUAAAGCACAAAUAUUUACAAGCUCGUCGCUAAGCUAACGUGUAAAAAAGAAAAUAAACACUAAAAGGGAACGUAGCAAACAAGUGUUUUCAUGCCUUAGCGCUAGCUGCCUGCUUGCCAUUUUUCUUCAUUCGCGUGCAAAUAAAAAUCUGCUGAAUUCACACAACAACGAAUCAAAGCAACGGAUGUGCAUCAAUUUAUGUUAUAUAAAUGCAAACAUAUAUAUUAUAUAUACAUAAGUAUGUCGCUUGAAGCUCCACAACAAUCAAAUAAAUACAUAAGAAGUGUAGUGUAAAUAAAACAAGCGCGAAAUGUUUAAUAAAAUAUUCAACAACAGCGAAAUUACAAAAGUAAAUGCAAACACCCAAAUAAAGACAAUAUUUUCAUAAAGUAAAGCAAUAAAAAUAAAAAAUUUAUUUAUAUAUUUAGCACAGCACAAUAACGAAAUGCAUAAUAACCAGUAACGAAACAGCAAAAGCAAACGACACCCACCACUCUGUGGUUGUAAUAAUUUAAAUUUGGACGAAAGAAAAAACAAGUUUUCAUUCAACCCGCUUCGCCGCCUCUUGUUUACCAAUAAUUAAACAAACAAAACUAUAAGCCGUACUACUCGUACCACUAUACUAAGUCCACUCGAAGCGACGAGCACUACGCUGUUUUCACAACCUCCCCACUGCACAGGGCAAAUCGUCGUAUAGCUCAACACCGUCGGGCGGCUUAAGUCAACCCCAGCACUACUAUAAUAUUCUGCCCAAUUCGCUGCAUAACAGUCAAGUCAAGCGAACAAAUUAACUUCGUUUGCUCUAAGCGUGGAAUAGCGCGCACAGCGUGUGCUCUCGCUUGAUUUGCGUUUGAGCUAACCAAACGUUACACACAUACACACAUAUACCAUUAUACGCGUAUAACAGAUAUUGACCGUGUGUGUUUUACCUGCCGUAGCUCCAUUGCUGGUACUCUACGUUUAUUGAAGUUUUUUUGGCUUUAACACCUUUGAACGUGCUUCCAUACAUAUGUACAUACAUAGUAACAUGCAAGUCAGUGUUCUGUGCUUGAUUCCCAUAUAGUGUACUAGUGUUUGUGUUAACUUGUUUUUAUACACUCAUAUUUAAAUGCCUUUGUACUUGUAUGUGUACAAUAAUAUUAAAAAAUUGUAGUGGUAGCGGUCUUAAAAUCGUAUACGCUUGUGUGUUGAAAUAUAAAUACUGUAAAUAUUGGUGUUGUAGCCACGCAGCUGUUGUCCAGUAUUCAAGUAUUCUGAAAUUCAUUGUAUAAAUUUUUCAGACAACACGCACAGACAUUAACAUUCGCUCAAAAUGGGUGACUGCUGCCAAUCGUGUAUGUCCCGCAUACCAUAUGCCACAUUAAUAGCGACACUCAUGUGCCUGCUUGGCGUUGGCAUAUUUUGUGGCACAAUGUAUCGAGGCGCCUCGUUGACGGUGAUUAUGAUGGAUCAAGUGUUUCAUUUGCAUCUAAUUUGGAUUGAAGCAAUUCAAAUGAUUUUUGUCAUAAUUGCUGCGGGAAUGGCGGCGCUUGGCUUUAUGAUACUCUUCGUUGGUUUCCUCGCAACUGGAGCGACACGAUACAAGGUCUAUCGCGCGUGGCGUUCACGAGUGGGUGGCCGCAUCUCGUGUGCAGUGUUCAUGGGCAUCACAUAUCUAUUGAAUUUCGUGUGGAUAUUGAUACUCUGCUUCUUGGUCAUAGUUACCUUUAUCUAUACAAUGUUCUGGAAUAUGUGCUCAAGUGUGGAACGUUCGCUCAGCUGCAUUGAUUUAACACAAUUUCAUUUCAUGUUCCCACCGAAUACAAAGCAAGAAGAUAUGAAAAUCUGCGAUAAAUAUGAGAUUAAAGCUUUCUGUAAGGAUGGCGUCGAAAAUGCCGAGGUCAUGUUCAUACUCGCCACGCUCGCUGCACUGCUCGUCAUACUGAGUUUGGUGCAUUAUUUAAUGUGUUUGGCGGCCAAUUAUGCGCACAUAAGAGAUCAUGAGAAAUUCCAGGAAUUACAAGAAAUACAAAAUCUAAACGAACUCGAGUAUAGCGCAACAUCAAAGGAUCGUUUCUAGGACAUAUUUCAGAAGAUUCAUUUUGAGCUUAAGGAGAAGUAAAUGGCGAAAGUGUUGCUUUGGUGGGGAAAAUAAUGAUUAAAUUGGAAAUAAAUUGAGAGACAUUUGCACGCACAAACACACAUGCACACACAUACACAAUCAUAAUAAAAAUUACACAUUCUUAGAAAUAAUAAAUAAAAAAAGGACUGAUGAAAAAUGCAACAAAACAAUGAAUAUUCAUAGACAAUGAAUGAAGUAUUAUGCAAGUAAUAGAAGUUGAAAUUUAUUGAUGAAGAAACAAACAUUUACAUUUCCAUACUGACUUAUUGAUAUGCAAAAUAUACAACAACAACAACAAACAAUAGCAACAAUGGCAAGGCAAUGCGUGCGGUGGUGUAAAUUUUGUUGACUUUACUUUUGAACUUGUAAUGCCAUGCAACUGGACGCAUUGGCCUUUUGAACACAUCACAACAACAAAUUCUAUAGAAAUUUAAAUAUGCAUACAUACAUAUAUAUGGUUAUUAUUAUUUUUAGUUAAGUGAUUUUAUUUAAGGAUUAGCACAUGACUUUGAUAUGUGUAAGAAAAUUGAAAAAUUAAAAAAAAAUCCUUCUUAAAUAUUUUCAUUAAUUUUAUUAUUUAACUUUUCAGAAUGGUAAUCGUUUACAACUGCAGUCAUUUUUUAAGUGAGAAUCAAAGAAAUUAAAUUUUAUUUAUUAGGAGCACAAAUUAAUUCGUACCGUUCUUUUGCGUCCAAAUAGUUUUUUUUUUAUUAAAAAAGAGUAAAAAUAUCUUAUUCAAAGUAUUGUCCGUCGAAAGCGACAACUGUGAUCUGAUAAUUUUUUUUUAAUAGUUUUCGAAAAAUAAGCCUUCUUUGACCUCAUUCCAAUCAUUGAGCUAUGCUUCAUUUCGACUACUACAAAAGACUGGAACUGAGACUCCCCCAAAUCGCUUUAUAUCCACCGAAAAACCAGUAGGCGGAAGGAGGACGGUUUUGAAAAUACGCAUGGUAGGUUAGGAUCUGUGAUUUCAAUGUUUUCAGGUAGUUGUUGACUGGUACAGCCCCGUAGAGCCAAUAAUUGUCAGGUCACAUUGUUAUGCCUUUCGGUCGUUUCUGGUCGGUUUUGACUUGUUUCGCCCGGUUUUAGUUUAUCAUUUGCCACCGCAUCCAUCUGGUCCCAUUAUAUGCAGAACAUAUUCCUUUAACCGAACGACGGAAAUUAUUUGCUGAAUCAACCGCGACGAUUCUACGAUUUCAAUUUGCCUUUGGCACCGAUUUUGAUCUAUUAAAGUCUCCAAUUCCUUGACCUUCCCUUUCAAAUAUUUAGGGCUGAGCAGCACGCUCUUUGCCUUCGACGCUAAAAUCACCAUUUUUGAAGCGUCGAAACAACUCUAUGUGUGACUUAUCGAUUAGCGCAGAUUCACAAAAAAAAUUCCCUGAAGCAUUCGAUGGGUUUCAGAAAUCAAAACAUCCCGGAAAUGCUCUUUCUUUAACACUAAUUCACACAUUUUGGAAGAGAUAAAUAACAUGUCUGUAACAGAUCCUGAAGCACACUAAUUACUGUUGACAGAUGCGAACCGUUUCCAAUUAUAUAGGUAAUCGCUUCUAAGAUCGGCGACAACUUGCAUGUGGAGCCAGCUUCUGAGUACAAACCGAAUAAAUUUGUACUCCCAAAUUUUUUUGAUUUUAAAAAAUUUAAGCUUCAAUUUUUUUAUUAAAAAAAUUAAUAUUUUUUCCAGUAUAGAUACAAUAUUAAACUAGUAUUUCUAAAAGCCUACAAACAUAUUUCUGACGUAAAAAUUCUUGGAACAAAAACUGUUUACUUUUCUUGGAAGGUAACAUUUUUUCUGUUUUCAUUUAAUUUUGUAUAAA